Opisthocomus hoazin is the source of this 912-nucleotide messenger RNA. NCBI's taxonomy places the organism in Eukaryota, Metazoa, Chordata, Aves, Opisthocomiformes, Opisthocomidae. The record is from RefSeq and is a predicted model, not a curated record.
AAUGGGAUCCUGGGGUGCAUCAAAGAGUGUGGCCAGCAGGACAAGGGAGGUUCUCCUUCCCCUCUACACUACCCUGGUGAGGCCUCAUCUGGAGUACUGUGUCCAGUUCUGGGCUCCCAGUUCAAGAAGGAUGAAGAGCUACUGGAGAGAGUCCAGCGGAGGGCUACAAGGAUGGUGAGGGGACUGGAGCAUCUCCACUACGAGGAGAGGUUGAGGGAACUGGGCUUGUUCAGCCUGAAGAAGAGAAGGCUGCGAGGGGACCUUAUAAAUGCCUACAAAUAUCUGAAGGGUGGGUGUCAGGAGGAUGGGGCCAAGCUCUUUUCAGUGGUGCCCAGUGACAGGACAAGGGGCAAUGGGCACAAACUGAGGCACAGGAAGUUCCGUCUGAACAUGAGGAGGAACUUCUUCCCUCUGAGGGUGACGGAGCACUGGAACAGGCUGCCCAGGGAGGUUGUGGAGUCUCCUUCUCUGGAGAUAUUCAAGACCCGCCUGGACAAGAAGAAUGCAGACCUAACCUGCACAGAAACUGUCUGGGAUGGGAUUUGUACAAAACAGUUUCAUUACAUACUUCACCCUCUAGCUUUGUCUGUACUAGAAACACUUGCUCAGACUCAGCUUCAUUCCAGACUCCUCUCCCUGACCAGCACAGGGGGAAUUGGGCAGGGAGAGUACAGUCGAGGCCCCACCGGCUCUGCCGCUGGGCUCCGCCACCGCCCCCCCGCCGUGGAGCCGCCAGGAGCAUGGCGGACGUGGAACCCCUCUCCUCUUCUCUCGCCGCAGAGCCCGGCCCGGCGGUCCCUGUCGCCCUCCCGCCACCAACACCUUGCGAGGCGCAGCCGAGACCAGCCUGAGCAGCAGGGUGUUGCGCAGGUCCGGGGGAUGCGGCGAACCUUACGGAAUGCCAUGGAUUAG